Camellia sinensis is the source of this 1366-nucleotide messenger RNA. Its product is annotated as Peroxidase superfamily protein. Gene Ontology annotation, molecular function: heme binding; peroxidase activity. The record is from RefSeq and is a predicted model, not a curated record. Lineage: Eukaryota; Viridiplantae; Streptophyta; Magnoliopsida; Ericales; Theaceae. Gene Ontology annotation, biological process: response to oxidative stress; hydrogen peroxide catabolic process.
CAGUCACUCACUCACUUGGAGAUCACACAAACACCCAAAAGAAAGUUUCAAAGCCAAGCAACAAACAAACAACAGACAAUGUUUGUCAACAAGAAACUUCCUUCUAUCUUCUUCAUCUUUCUGUUAUUGCCGUUACUCUUGCAGUUUUCUUCCGUUAAAGCCGAUCUCCAGUUUAAUUUCUACAAUGAGAGUUGCCCAAGAGCUGAAGAGAUCAUUAAAGAAGAAGUCACCAAGCUAUACAAGCAGCAUGGAAACACAGCUAUUUCAUGGAUCAGAAAUCUCUUCCAUGAUUGCAUGGUUAAGUCGUGUGAUGCAUCACUAUUAUUGGAGUCCAAAUAUGGCAUACUAUCAGAGAAGGCAUCAGACAGGAGUUUCGGGAUGAGAAAUUUCAAGUACAUGGAGACAAUAAAAAAUGCCCUUGAAAGCCAAUGCUCCAUGACUGUUUCUUGUGCUGAUAUUGUUGCUCUUUCUGCUAGAGAUGGCGUUGCCUUGUUAGGAGGGUCACACAUUGAAAUGAAAACAGGGAGAAAGGAUAGCAGAGAAAGUUAUGCCCCAGUGGUAGAUGAAUUCAUCCCCAACCACAAUGACACCAUGGCAUUGGUUCUUUCAAGGUUUCAAUCCAUUGGCAUUGAUGCUGAAGGCACAGUAGCUCUUUUAGGAGCACACUCGGUAGGCAGGGUUCAUUGUGUGAACCUUGUAGACAGGCUCUACCCAACUGUUGAUCCCACCUUGGACCCUGACCAUGCCGAGUACCUCAAACGCCGAUGCCCGUCGCCGGAGCCCGACCCCAAGGCCGUACAAUAUGCUAGAAAUGAUCUCGAAACGCCAAUGGUGCUAGACAAUGUGUAUUACAAGCACUUGUUGGAACACAAGGGACUAUUACUGGUUGAUCAACAAUUGGUUUCGGAUCCUACUACGUUGCCUUUUGUCACGAAAAUGGCUGCUGAUAACGGCUACUUUCAUGACCAAUUUUCACGGGCUUUUCUAUUGCUGUCAGAGAACAAUCCGCUUACUGGAGAUGAGGGAGAGAUAAGAAAGGAUUGUCGCUAUGUGAACAAGGAUUGAAAUUGCUCAUUUAAUUCUCAAGAACUAGGGGACUGCUUGUGAGCAAUGAAAAUUUCACUCUACUAUUUAAGAAGACUGGCUUCUUCUCUUUUUUUUCCUUCUUUUUUUCUUUUUCUGUGUCCAAAGACUAUAGCAUUGCUUGCAAAUUGCUAUAUUUAUGUUAUUAUAAAAGAAUACUUGAAUUAAAAGAUAAUUGUUCCCUUGCAGGAAACAAUUAUUGGAUACUUGAAAAGGUAUUUUCACAAUGAUAUUUCACUUUAAUUGAUUUAAAAUGUGAAAUUCAUGGUAUUAUGUUAAUAUU